This is a messenger RNA of Mycotypha africana, 1543 nucleotides long. RefSeq names its product G-alpha protein. Gene Ontology annotation, cellular component: heterotrimeric G-protein complex. The transcript is spliced from 2 exons. The coding region runs from base 378 to 1280 and encodes 300 amino acids. Gene Ontology annotation, biological process: G protein-coupled receptor signaling pathway. The record is from RefSeq and is a predicted model, not a curated record. Lineage: Eukaryota; Fungi; Mucoromycota; Mucoromycetes; Mucorales; Mycotyphaceae. Gene Ontology annotation, molecular function: GTP binding; G-protein beta/gamma-subunit complex binding; GTPase activity.
AAAAUAUAUCAAAAACUUUACUUUCAUUUCAGACCCCUUUUAUCCACUUUCUCAAUCUUUGUCUUUUGCAGCUUAGGUGUAUAACAAUUAAGCUUCCCGUCUCCUUUUCCAAAACUUUUCGCAUCAUUAGUAAAAAUGGGCUGCUGUCAAUCUACAGAAUUUGUUGAAGAAAAGCAAAGAAAUCAUGAAAUUGACGCACAAAUCAAAAGAGACCGGGUCAACAUGAGAAAGGAAAUCAAAAUGCUACUGUUAGGUAUUUCAUACACCUUUAGACACAAGAUUGUUUAGUGAUCUUCAAUAGUAUAGCUAUCAGCUAAUUGCUGAUUUAUUUCUUUUUAGGCGCUGGUGAGUCGGGAAAGUCGACCAUAUUGAAACAGAUGAAAUUAAUACAUGAUGGUGGGUAUACACCCGAGGAAAGAGAAAGCUUCAAAGAAGUCAUUUUCAGCAAUACAAUGCAAUCGAUGAGAGUGACAUUAGAGGCAAUGGAUAGUCUUGGCAUUAUGUUUGAAAACAGCGAGAAUGAACAACACAAACGUCUUAUAAUGGAAGCACCACCUCAAAUUGAUUAUCUUGGCCAUGAACUUGUUGAAGCCAUCGCUUCGCUUUGGGAUGACGUAGGUGUUCAGGAAUGUGUCCAAAGAUCGAACGAAUUCCAAUUGAAUGAUUCAGCGCGAUAUUACUUUGAUUCAAUCCUCCGUAUCGGACAACCAAAUUACAUGCCUAGUGAUCAAGAUGUGCUACGAUCUCGUGUUAAAUCCACAGGCAUUACAGAAACUACCUUUGUCAUCGAUUCGUUGACUUAUCGUAUGUUCGAUGUCGGUGGUCAAAGAUCCGAACGAAAAAAGUGGAUCCACUGUUUUGAAAAUGUAACAGCACUCGUCUUCUUGGUGGCAAUCUCAGAAUAUGACCAAGUUCUGUUCGAAGAUGCCAGUGUCAACCGUCUGCAAGAAUCCUUAACAUUAUUCGACUCAAUUUGUAACUCAAGAUGGUUUAUAAAAACAUCUAUAAUUCUAUUUCUCAACAAAAUCGAUCUAUUCGCUGAAAAACUUCCACGCAGUCCGUUGGGUAAUUACUUUAGCGACUACAGAGGUGGUGACAACUACGAUGCCGCCUGUCAAUAUCUUUUACAGAAAUUUGUCUCAUUGAACACAAAGGCCGAUACGAAACAGAUUUAUACUCAUUUGACAUGUGCUACUGACACAAAGCAGAUCAAAUUUGUAAUGAAUGCUGUAAAUGAUAUUGUAGUUCAUGAAAAUUUGCGUAAUGUUGGUCUUUUGUAAAAAGAACAACUACACUUUUUAUCAUUCACCGCACACCCAUUGCUCAACAUAUCAUACUACUAACUAUUCCCUCACGCUCAAAAGAAUCUCUCUUUUAUGAAUAUCUGUAAAGCUUACUUUCAUACUGUUUUUCUAUUUCCGUUAUUUUCGUAUUAAUCCUCAUCUGAACAAUAUAACUUUUUAAAAAUUUUCCUUAUUUUGUACUUGUAAUACAGAAUCCACAUCAAAAAUAAAGUUAAAACUUGAUAAAAAAGAUCGUCUGC